AUGCCCUCGUCCCUUUCUGCUUUUGAUCACCUUCGAACCUCCUUUGUGGGACCGAAUGAUACCAUCAAGUGUAUAGAUGUGGAUAUUGCAGGUGAUCGCGUUUAUGCAGCGACUUUGGGUAACGGGGUUUAUGUAUGGGAACUCUUCCAGCGUCGCCAGCUCGCCUUGAUGCACCAUCCCGACUGGGUUAAUGCCGUGCGAUGCUAUCCACCGCCAGCCAACACUGCGAAAAACGAAGAUGGAUCCCCGGGGCAGUGCGUCUCCGUUUUGGAGUAUUUACGCGAUCGAGAGGCGAAUGCGAUGAGGGGGCGUGGUUCGGACGAGAGCGAGCCAGCCCCAGUCGAAAAGGUUUUGUGCGAACCGCCGAUCGUAACGGAGUGGGUCUUAACCGGCUGUGAGGAUGGUGUGGUUUCCGCGUGGUGCCCUGUAACCUUCCGUAUCCGGUCGCAGUGCAAACCCACCGAGGGCCCCAUCACGCAGCUCAUCCUCGCAAAAGGCCCCCAAUCUGCCGAAGCAGCACACUCCAGCCCACCACGUGCUGAGGAUGAGAAUCCAGUGAACGAAAAGACGGACCUCGAGGCGAUGCCAGGAGCACUGUUUCUGUGUUACGCUGUCAGCCUCGAAGACAUCUUUGUUCUGCGCGUGCGGUCGGGGCUGCAGUGUAUCCAUUACCUAUCGCACCCCGAAAUCUGCACAGCAGUGGAUGUUUUGACGACACCGUUCUUGCGGUAUUUGUUGGUAGGGCAGGAAAGCGGGUCGAUUAAGUGCUGGUCUUUGUCUGGGGAGAAAUUCGAGUACCAGGAGACGUUGCAUUAUCCCGCUGGUGAAUUAGAUGUUGAUGAGGAUGCGACCAAGAGCGUUGCAAUUCACGUGCCUCGCAUAAACAUCCGACGGAAUAUCGUAGCCAAUACCUUUGCGUAUAAUGUGCGACGCAGUGCCGAUCCAUCGGAUCCUGGGAUUCGGCUUACUCUUGAUGAGCAGCGGUUUCAAUACGAAAUGCGUAUCCCUGCGUCCAUCCCAUGGGGGACUCUGUUAAAGGGUUCUCAUGCUUCAGCCCUGCAGAAAGAGAUAUCUAGUGAACCGAGUGAAGCGCAUAUGAAGUAUGAUCAAAGACGGAUAACCUGUCUGGCAACAGGAAAACAGUAUUCCGAACUUAACUGUCGUUUUUUUUCUGGUCAUGCUAUGGGAGAGGUACUCGUAUGGGAAAAGAUCGUUGACAAUCAACCUAUUCUUUUGCUUAAGAAGAUUAAAUUGUUUGACAGCCCACAACGUUGGGUCUGGAAUCUCCAAGCAAUUGAGGUAUCGGUCCCCUCUGUAUGGUUCGCCAAGGAACUUUCUAUCAAGAAAAAGAAGCCAAAGAAGGGCACCUCUCCGCCUGCGAGUCAUCUACAGGAAGACGUUGCUAAAAGUGAUGAUUCAUUUUUAUUUCAACUUGUGGUCUGGGCAGACGACGGCCAGAUCGUGUAUUUGCAGGUUGGAAAGAGCGUGCUCAAGACCAACGGUCCUGGUUUUCUGGCUACAGCAUCCUACUGCUAUGCUAUAGAAAAUCCGCCUAAGGAUUCGACGGGUGAGAAACGGGAGACCAAAGUGACUCCAAGAUCGAAAAUUCGGGUUUCAGGUACCGCCCGUAGGUUGCCCCCUUUAGUUCGUGGUAAGGAUACUGGAUGUACAAAAGGGCACAUUACGAGCCAGUAUUUUAUUAUCAUGGGCAAUGCUGAAGGAAGAUUAGAGCAAUUCAAUGUAUCGUCUGUAGUUGCGAAACUUCUACACACAAACAUUAAAGCCUAG
This is a messenger RNA of Phytomonas sp. EM1, 1788 nucleotides long. NCBI's taxonomy places the organism in Eukaryota, Euglenozoa, Kinetoplastea, Trypanosomatida, Trypanosomatidae. The record is from the annotation of a GenBank genome assembly.